Messenger RNA from Tyto alba (common barn owl), 980 nucleotides. It is a transcript of the gene EFCAB10, whose product is annotated as EF-hand calcium binding domain 10. The coding region runs from base 253 to 639 and encodes 128 amino acids. NCBI's taxonomy places the organism in Eukaryota, Metazoa, Chordata, Aves, Strigiformes, Tytonidae. The transcript has 4 exons. Gene Ontology annotation, molecular function: calcium ion binding. The record is from RefSeq and is a predicted model, not a curated record.
CGCAGCCAGGUUGCUCGGCAAUCCGCUCCGCUCCGCCUGACGCCCCGAGCCGGCCGAAGGCGAGCAGCUGCCUUCCCUCCCGCCGCUCCCCCCCGCCACCGUUUUCUGGUCGCCUUUUCCUCCUUGAGGCAACUUCCUCCAGCGUAUGCGGCCUGCCGCAGCCCUCCCCUCAGCCCCCUGAGGGGAGCUCUCCUCAGGCUGCGGCUGGGCGGGGCGGGGGCGGUUAACGGCCGGGGCGCGCGGCCGCCCGGCAUGGCGGCGGGCGAGCAGCAGAGCCGCGACUACCUGCGGCGCCACCGGCUCCCCGAGCUGCUGCAGCGCCUGACCGCGCUGCUGCUCCACCACCGCCCCGAAAGGCCCCGCGAGUUCCUGCUGCAGGCGCUGGAGAGGGUGAAGGCCGGCCGACGGGGCGAGGGCGGGUACCCUGACCUCAUGGACGAGGCUAACCUGGACGCCAUGUUCAGCUUGCUGGAUGUCGUAGGCCAAGGCCACGUAACGCCGGCGCAGUACCGGGAAGCUCAUAAAACUUUGGGACUGAGCACUGAAGAUCUGCAGGUAGGAGACGAUGUGAAUAUCACACUGGACGUGUUCAAGGAAGAAGUGAAGAAAAAGAUGCUGGAGAGCUGGGCUGUGUAUUAGCUUGAGCAGUGGUCUGCUAUAUACAUGAUAAAAAUAGACAUCUUGCUCAAGUUCUGGUUUGUCAGCAGUGGAUAGCCAAUACUCUAUUUUUCUUGAUCCAUCCCCCCCAUUUGAGCAAUCAGCUGAAAAACACAAAGAACAAGAACUUGUUCGUGGUUACCAGGCAGUAGAGAGGUAUAGCUUGAGAAUUGCAUUUCUUAAUACAAUUAGAUAGUUAAAAAAACUAUCUUUUUUUAAAAAGAUAUCUUGUUUAAACAGCUGGCUUACAGUAAGGGAUUGUUCCAUGUUGGCUCAUUAUCAAUUAAUAAAUUUAAGAAUGGAGCUGUUUCUUGUUUUUUGGA